Molecule: messenger RNA, 336 nt
Organism: Camelus dromedarius (Arabian camel)
Lineage: Eukaryota; Metazoa; Chordata; Mammalia; Artiodactyla; Camelidae
Gene: INS
Product: insulin
Exons: 2
Coding region: 4-336 (110 amino acids)
Biological process (GO): positive regulation of protein secretion; glucose homeostasis
Cellular component (GO): extracellular region
Molecular function (GO): hormone activity
Source: RefSeq, a predicted model, not a curated record
GCCAUGGCCCUGUGGACACGCCUGCUGGCCCUGCUGGCCCUGCUGGCCCUCGGGGCGCCCACCCCCGCCCGGGCCUUCGCUAACCAGCACCUGUGCGGCUCACACCUGGUGGAGGCGCUGUACCUGGUGUGCGGGGAGCGCGGCUUCUUCUACACGCCCAAGGCCCGCCGGGAGGUGGAGGACACUCAGGUGGGCGGCGUGGAGCUGGGUGGAGGCCCGGGUGCGGGCGGCCUGCAGCCCCUGGGCCCGGAGGGGCGCCCGCAGAAGCGCGGCAUCGUGGAGCAGUGCUGCGCCAGCGUCUGCUCGCUCUACCAGCUGGAGAACUACUGCAACUAG